UCCCUCCCUCCUUCCCGCACCCCGCGGGCGGCAGCAGGAGCUCAGGGUGCCCCGGCCCCCCGCGCCGCCGCCGCCGCCACCGGCGGCCCCAGCUCCCGGCCGCCCCGCCGAAGUUCCCCGCGGUGGCCGGGCCGGGGCGGCGGGAGCGGGUCUCCCUCCCCACCGCCCCCGGGGAGCGGCCCGCAGCGCUCCCCGCCCGCUCCGGGUCCCGCCGGCAGCCGCCGCUGCCGCCGCCGCCUUGCGGGCCGGGACAGCCGCCUCCCGCGGGAGCGCACAAAGCCGGAGCCGCCGCGCUGCCCGGGCGGCCGCCGCGCCAGCAGGAAUCCCUUGCAGCUCACCCUGGGAAUGGACAGCUACCUCUGUUUCUGGAGGAGAGUAGUGCCAGUUGGAGAAGCCUUCAAGGCAAGUCGACAAGUGUGCUGAUAACUCGUGGAAGAGUACAGGGAAGGGGUGACCUUCCAGGCCAACAGCCAUGCCUUUCGGGCUGAAACUGCGACGGACCAGACGCUACAACGUCUUGAGCAAGAACUGCUUUGUGACAAGGAUCCGUCUGCUGGACAGCAAUGUGAUCGAGUGCACCCUCUCCGUGGAGAGCACGGGGCAGGAGUGCUUGGAAGCUGUCGCUCAGAGGCUGGAAUUACGGGAGACACACUACUUUGGCCUUUGGUUUCUCAGCAAGAGCCAGCAAGCCCGCUGGGUUGAACUGGAAAAGCCUCUGAAGAAGCAGCUGGACAAAUUUGCCAAUGAGCCUUUGCUUUUCUUUGGGGUAAUGUUCUAUGUGCCCAGUGUUUCCCGACUGCAGCAGGAGGUAACAAGGUAUCAGUAUUACCUACAAGUGAAAAAGGAUGUUCUUGAUGGCCGAUUACUUUCUUCAUUGGAGCAGGGAAUUCGACUAGCUGGUUUGGCAGUGCAAGCGGAUUUUGGAGACUAUAAUCAGUUUGAAUCUCAUGACUUCCUCCGAGAAUAUGUCUUGUUUCCUAUGGAGUGGACCCAAGAUGAAGCUGUCUUGGAGGAGCUGACUCAAAAGGUUGCUCAGGAACACCGAACUCACAGUGGCAUUACAGCAGCAGAGGCUGAGCUAAUGUACAUCAAUGAAGUGGAACGCCUUGAUGGGUUUGGACAGGAAAUUUUCCCUGUGAAGGAUAAUCAUGGAAAUGACAUACACCUCGGUAUUUUCUUUAUGGGAAUCUUCAUAAAAAACAGAAUUGGAAGGACAACUGUGAUUUAUAGGUGGAAUGACAUUGGGAAUAUAGCACAUAACAAGUCUUCGAUUGUUCUAGAGUUGAUCAACAAAGAAGAGAACGUGCUCUUUCACACAGAUGAUCUUGAAAAUGCCAAAUAUAUUUCACGGCUGUUUGCAGCAAGACACAAGUUUUACAAACAGAACAAAAUCUGCACAGAACAAUCAAGUUCUCCUCCCCCUAUCCGACGACGGCCCACUUGGAGUAGGUCAUCCUUGCCAAGACAACAUCCAUUUAUACUGCCUCCUAUGCAUGUCCAGUGUGGAGAACACUACACUGAAACACAUAAUUCACAAGAUAGUAUUUUCCAUGGAAAUGAAGAAACUUUCUACUGUAGGUCUCAGACCAGUUUGGAUAGGUGUCCAGUGGACUUUAGCUACUUGAAUGGUAAUGGACCCAAUGGGAGUGUAUGCAGUGCCCACAGCAUGAACUCCCUCAAUCACUCACAGAACUUCAUCCAGGCAUCUCCAAUGUCCUCAAAUCUGAGCAUCCCUGGAAGUGACAUCAUGCGAGCAGAUUAUAUCCCCAGCCACAGACAUAGCGCAAUCAUAGUACCAUCUUACCGGCCAACUCCAGACUAUGAAACUGUCAUGAGGCAAAUGAAGAGAGGGGUGAUCCAGAUGGAUAGCCAAAGUCAGUCUUUGAGGAAUCUCAAUAUUGGAAACACACAUGCUUAUAACCAGCCGGAAGACCUAGUUUACAGUCAGCCUGAGAUUCGAGAGAGACAUCCUUACACGAUUGCAUACGGGCCCCAGGGUAGUGGCUAUAACAAGCCUGUCACUCCAUCUGACCAAAUGAACCCUAAUAAUGCUGCGCAAAAUAAGACAGCAGCCAGUGCCAUAUCCCACACUGUCAGUACACCAGAACUGGCUAACAUGCAGCUGCAGAGCAGCCAGAGUUACAACACCGCUCACAUGUUAAAGAACUAUCUCUUCAGACCCCCACCUCCGUACCCGCGCCCACGUCCUGCCACUAGCACGCCGGACCUGGCAAGCCACCGGCACAAGUAUGUCAGUGGGAGCAGUCCUGACCUGGUCACUCGCAAAGUCCAGCUGUCAGUAAAGACCUUCCAGGAGGACAGCUCGCCGGUCGUCCGUCAGUCGCUGCAGGAGGUCAGCGAGCCCCUCAUGGCAGUGAAGCAUCACGCAGCUGUGAACAAGCGCCAUAGUUUGGAGGUCAUCAGCAAUAUGGUCCGUGGUAUAGAAGCCAUGGCAUUAAAAACUUUAAACGCCCCUCUGCCGCGCAGGAACACUUUGCGGGAGCAAGUGCAGCCAGAAGAGUCAGUUCAGAUGGGGCACGAAGUUCAGCAAGUUCCUCAUUAUCAUCACAAAAAGACGUUCUCCGAUGCCACAAUGCUGAUACACAGCAGCGAAAGCGAAGAGGAAGAAGAAACCCCAGAAUCUGUGUCACGGAUAACAGCUCUCCACGAGAACAUGGAGUACAGUGCUCAGCUGCAAGCUGCCUUGGCUAGAAUACCAAAUAAACCUCCUCCAGAGUAUCCUGGGCCUCGGAAAAGUGUCAGCAAUGGAGCCCUGAGGCAGGACCAUGUUAGUAUUUCUGUGGCUGUAGCCAGGGCCAAGGCCAUGAGGCCAGGGCCCUCCAAAGCCAUUAGUGUCUCUCGAACUGAUCAAAUGGCAAUAAACGGGUCUUCGCUUGGGCCCUCUAUCUCAGAGCCUGACCUCACGAGUGUGAAGGAGCGGGUCAAGAAAGAACCUGUCAAGGAAAGGCCUGUCUCUGAAAUGUUUUCUAUUGAGGACAGCAUCGUAGAAAGAGAAAUCAUGAUCAGGAAUCUAGAAAAGCAGAAGAUGGCAGGCCUGGAGGCCCAGAAGAGGCCCUUGAUGUUGGCAGCACUGAACGGACUCUCAGUUGCUAGGGUUCCAGUGCCAGAGGACAGCCAGGAUGAAGCCGCCAAGGUGCCAAUGGAUGAGAGGUGCAAAAUCUUGAAGAGGAAGUUGGAAGAGGGGAUGGUGUUUACAGAAUACGAGCAGAUUCCAAAGAAAAAGGCAGAUGGGAUCUUCACCACUGCUGCCUUGCCUGAAAACACUGAGCGCAACCGCAUCAGGGAGGUAGUUCCGUAUGAGGAGAACCGAGUAGAGCUGGUGCCGACCAAAGAAAAUAAUACAGGCUACAUCAAUGCUUCACACAUAAAGGUUACUGUAGGUGGAGAGGAGUGGCACUACAUUGCUACCCAAGGGCCUCUGCCACACACGUGCCAUGACUUCUGGCAGAUGGUGUGGGAACAGGGGGUGAAUGUUAUAGCCAUGGUCACAGCUGAAGAGGAGGGAGGAAGAAGUAAAAGUCAUCGUUAUUGGCCUAAACUGGGCUCUAAGCACAGCUCAGCCACUUACGGGAAGUUCAAGGUGACAACUAAGUUCCGCACAGACUCUGGCUGCUAUGCAACUACUGGUCUGAAGGUCAAGCAUCUUCUCUCUGGACAAGAGAGGACAGUGUGGCAUUUGCAGUAUACUGACUGGCCAGACCAUGGGUGUCCAGAAGAAGUCCAAGGCUUUUUAUCUUACUUGGAGGAGAUACAGUCAGUGCGUCGCCAUACCAACAGUGUGUUGGACAGCAGCAACAACUGCAACCCUCCUAUCGUGGUUCACUGCAGCGCAGGGGUAGGAAGGACUGGAGUGGUUAUCCUAACAGAACUGAUGAUUGGGUGCUUGGAGCAUAAUGAAAAAGUGGAUGUUCCUGUGAUGCUGCGACACCUGCGGGAGCAGAGAAUGUUUAUGAUCCAGACCAUAGCCCAGUACAAGUUUGUCUACCAAGUGCUCAUCCAGUUCCUGCAAAACUCCAGACUUAUUUAACCUUUUCAAACAUCCCAGACUCAGCUUUGUGGAUCUGGCCGAACCUUACAGAUGAACAAGGGGAACUGUCUUGACAACACUGUGUGCAUAUAUUGCACUUUUUAAAGUUGUCUUGAAAGUAAGGAAUGAUUGUUCUUUACUAGAGUCUCCCAUGGAUUAUUUUAUACAAGAUAUAAUUUAUUUUUUCUUGAAAUAACUUGUGAAUUACUUUAAUAACUUGUAAAACUUAUAGUGACCUUCAAAUUGAACCACAUUUGACAUGACUGGUCUGCAUUGUAACAUGUCCAUAAGGAAAGCAAUCCUUUGUAAAGGUAGUUUACUGGCUUUUAUUUUGCUACACAGCUUCUGAAGUUGGCAGUGGGCUUUUUCUCACAUAACAACAUUUUGGACCCAGACGUGGUUUCCAUGGUAAAAACAAGACCUGCUAGAUGUCAGCUACAGCUCUGUACGAGUGGAAGCUGAGGGAACACAGUCCUGGAGCAGGGAGACCUGAGCCUCUGCACCUGCAGCAGGGCAUGUUACAGAGGGCUCAAACACAGGACGUUGUGAGGGCGGAGAGUUUUGGGUGCUAAACGGUUCAAAUUCCACAAGAAUUACAGCUUUAGAUUAGUCCUUGAAAAAAGCAAUAUUGGAUCUUUUAAAUGAGGCCUUUGCUACUGUCCGCCAUCCUUGAAGGGAUUCAUAAGAGUUGAAGCAGCGCAGGGUGAAGUGCAGUGACCCAGAGCAGGCCGAAGUCAGUGAAUGGGUCUUUCCGGUAACUGUGGUGGGUUGAACAGCAGAGGAAUUCCAACUAAAUGCAGCUGAAAAAAACUCAAAUCAAGCACCUUCUCAUGGAUUACACUGAAAGUUUUAUUGCCUUGAGGCUCACCUCCUGUAGAAAAGGAAUCUCAUUUAAGUUAGGCAUCUCCGGUUGCCUUAGUUUCACUGUGAACUAUUGUCUUCAGCACUGUAAUCAUUUUAUUUCUAGUCCUUUGAACUUUGUCAGAAUGAUCAAUAUGGUCUUUCCUCCAUUUCUGAGAUCUUCAAAUAGUGACCCUUGAGAGCUGUAGCUCAGAGUCUGCCUUGAUUCUUCCCCCAUCACUGUCUUACGGUUUACGAACAUACUGAGCAGUCUUCCUUUUGGUAUCGGCAAACCUCACUUUGUUAGGGUGUUUUUUGUAUUAAAUUGCACAGAUCAUCCCUCUUCUCUGUCUGGUCACUUUGGAUUUUGCCUCCUAUUUAUUAUUACUAUUUUAUCCUGGUAGUGUUCAGGGAUUCCAGUUAGGAUCGGGAGGAUGUUGUAUAAAUACGUAAAGGAGAAAUAGUCCUUGCUUGAAGUUUACAAUCAGAACAGAAAAGGGAAACAAACCUCCUCCACUGCAUAACUAGGGAAUUAGGGCACAGAUUCUUAACUGGCUCACCCUAGGCCAGCAAUGAAAUCUAUGACAGAGCUAAGAAAAAAAUCCACGUGUCCUCUAAGUAUCUCAGCAGUUAGACCUGUCCUCCUCUCUCUUCCUCAUCCUCUGUCCCUCAGCAUUGGCUAGCUCUUUUGCACAACUUUGUGCAUAUCCUGUUCUCCAAACUGUUUAUUUCACUGGAGUAAAUCGCGUUAUGAAUUACCUUACCGUGCACACACUGCAGCAUUUACUUAGAGUUAUUUAGAAGUGAUAGUAACUGCACUUUUUAAAAAAAAAAAAAAAAAAAAAAAGCUUUAGCAAGUUGUGGUGUGACUCCUGCACUGUUAUUUCUGGUGUAAGAGAUGGAAAGUUCCUGCACUGAGGUUGCUCCCCUCCUCACGCUGACUCCUCUUUCCCGUUUCCGCACACUGCCACCCUCCUGCGGGUAGUCCCACCUUGCUUCCACUCAGCAGUCCUGUCGGAUCGCUAGAGAAUGGAUCAGGCUGGAGAGGAGCCUUGGAGGUCUCUGGUCCCAGCCCUGCUCACCCCACGGUCACAUCCAGUUUCAGAAAUCUCCAAGGGUGGAGAUUUUGCAGCCUCUCGGGGCACGUGAUGCAACACAGUUACUCUGUCGUGGUGAAAUUAUCUUUCUUGGUAUCCCUUUCCCAGAUAAAUUUAAUCUUUUAGUCCCACCAUUCCUUUUCCGUUGCAUCCCCACUUCCGAACCCCUGGUCAAUGUACAAAGGCCGAAGCCUACAAGCACUCUCAACUUUAGCACUAAAGGGACCUACACACCUACCUUUCCCUAAAAUCAGUGGGAGCUUAAGCUAAGGCUCUGUACCAGAAUGUUUCUUAAAUGUAUUUAAAACCGUGCUGUGUUGAUUUGGUAAUCUGCAAUACAGGCCUAACGAGGUGAUGAGGAUUCUGGUGGAGACUUCUAGCUACCAACAAGUGGCGCGUUAUUUAGCUGUAAUAUCUUGACUAUGUUCCUUUUAGGGAUCAGUUGAGUUUUCAGUCAACUUCAGUUUUCCUCUAAUUUCUUCUGCCAAUGCCAACAUAUCUCUUGUUAAAUUAGCAGCAACCAUUUAAAGUCUUUUCAGCAGCAUCUGCAUGAUAAUUGCACAGAGAUGCUUUAUAUCUGGGAAACAAGCCAAGGAAUAAACCUUGAAGCAAAUUGUAUUAAAUUAGUUAUCUCGUUAUAACUUUUUGAAUAAUUUCCUAAUGAUGAAUUAAGUUUGAACUCAGAGCUGUCAAGUCCCAUUGCUCCACUUGGAUGUGAGAAGUAGAAACUCAGGAGGGAAAAGAAUCUCUUCCUAUGUCGUCUUAUUCAGCUUUUCUUGGCUGAAAUGUAUACUUCUGUUUCUACAGUGAGCACAGGAAAGUUAUUGCAUAAAAGAACAGAGAGCUGUGUUUGGAAGGAAGAAAAUUAAGCAAAUGUUCUUUAUGCAAAGAUGCAUCAUAGGUGUCUUAGAAAAAUAUUAAUUACAAAAUGGCACCAAAAAUCCUUUCCAAAUUAAGUCAGUGCCUAUUAAUGAGCCAAAUAAGUGGCCAUGUAGUAAACAGGCAUUUCCAAUUAACUCCUAAUGUGGCUGGUACGGUAGGUAGAGGCCACUGUGACUCACUUUUUCCCCUUUCAUUGUCAAAGAAUGGUAAUUUUAAACUUUUUCCUUUCAUCUGACUUCAAUGUAUUUUUUCCUGCUAGAUUUUAUCUUGACUAGAUCUGCUAAUAUCGUAAGUGAAGUGGGCUGGUGCAUGUCUUCAGAGGUUCCUUUCCACCCCAGCUUGCAACCAAACCUCAGCAUGCCGAUGUUUUAUGAUUGAAAUGUGAUACAGUUUUGUAGGGGAAAAACUGAACCUUCUGACUUGGAACCUGUUGUAGUUUUAUCAGACCAAAAUUGCUUGGGCAGUAUUUCCUAACCUUUAGGGAGUGACAGGAAAAUGCAUUUUGCAUCCAAUUUUAUUAGUCAUAGCAGAAAUGAACACAUGAGACUUAAAGCAACAGUACUGUUUAGUUUCUGUCCUGCAGACUUUAACAGCAGAGUCCAUAAGUAGAAAAGGAGGACAGUUUGGAGUUGCUGUAUGUUGUGUUGCAUGGGGUUUUUUUAACAUCAAAGCAUGACAGUGGGUAAGUUCUACGAGACAAGUUUCAUCCUUUUGGAGUAAAGUCUGGAUGGAAAAUCUCACAAAGAUGUAUCAAUGGUCAAUGAAUGGAGCUGCACCUUAAAGAGUUUGACACAAGCAGUCUUCUGCCAAGGCGCCCGUGUUGCAGUCUGGGACAUUUAGCCUAUGCUCCCUGACUCUUUCUAAGAGAGAACUUGGAGUGGAUGAGUAAGCCUGACUUGGGAAUCCAUUGUGUAGGUUUUCCUUUUUGUGCACUCUUCGUCUGUAUUUAACACCUUUUUUUUUUUUUUUUUUCCCUUCUUUAAACUCUUACCUCAAUGAUAGUAUUGAGGUUGCUGGCAUCAAAUUUUUGGUUAAAGUUACGGUCUGAGCAUUUCAUGCCUAACAUUGUCUGAUGAGGGAUGGGAGAGAUGACAGCUGAGUUCUGACACUGUUCAGUGCUGUGGGCAUCCUGUUUCUGUCCUCCACGGGCUGCACUUGGAAGAUGGUGGACAUCAGCUGCUCAGGUCCUACUUGUUUCAGCUCCUCCACAGGCCUGCUUUGGCACCUCUUGUCUCUGAUUACCUGAGGAAAGAUGAAGCUUGUUCCCACAAACUUUCUCCUAUAUAGGUAUAUAGGGACCCUAAAUGCUCAGCCUUACCGAAAUACCUUUUCCCUAACUAGUUUCAGCUGGCAGGAGACACAUCUGUGGGAACUUAUUCAACCUACUGCUAAUGCAAUCUUUUAUAAAAAGUAUAUUGAAGGACAUUUCUGUUCCACUUAUUUAAAUCAGUUGCCUCAGCUACAAAUAUUAUUAAAUAUUUACAUGAUUUCAAGAGCUUUUUUUUUUUAAAUUACUUUCUUUUAAACAGGCAGAAAUGCAAGUGGCAAAACAUAGGUUGGAAAAGAAUCAGUAAGUCUCAGUGCUUCAAUAGAGAUGGUCAUUUUAAGCAAAUACUUUAUUUUUUGAUCCAAUACCUGCUGUGUCUGUGUAGCCCACAAGCAACUCUAAAACAGAUGCUGAUGGGCAAUCUCAUACUUGGCUAUAGCACACAGACCUAUGGGGAAAAUUCAGCAGCUACUGACUGUGCUGCAUUCUUAACAGCUGACUUCCCACUGGUCUCCUGGGAGGAGAUGACAACUGAAUUAGCUGUUGUCAGUCUCGCUAACAGUUUGUCAGCUGUGUGCUCAGAAAGUGGAUGCAUCAGUAUGGCUGAUACCUCCUCCUGUAGCAGCUCUCAUGCAUCACUGAGAGAGGUCAGAGUUAAAUUUUGUUGCUUGUCUUUGUGGAAAAGAAUGCUUUACAGCCAGAGAGCUAGGGUGGCACCCACUGCAUGAACUAAAGGAUGCAUCAUAUUGAAGGAGCAAAUACCAGAACUAACCUUGAAAGGGAAGCACUGCAUGAAAACAUCAUUUGGCCACCUCUCUACAAAAAUGGAUAUAAAUCUGCUGAUGUAUAGUCCAAGUCAUAUGGAGUUUGGAGAUGGGUUUUAAAUGCCAACAAGAGAAAGGCUGCAAGUCCAAAAUCCCAAAGGCAAUUUUCUCCAGCUUGUUCUUAGCCUUCUAGAGAGGUUUUCUUGUAGAAUCUGGUGCUAUGGGAACUACAGAUGCCAUCUGAGUCUUUACAGAGGAGGAUGACAUUAUACAUGCAGCCGCAUGCAGCCUUGGCAUGCAGGGGCUGUGAUGUGAGGCAGGGAGCAGCUGGCUGCUUGGGUUGUUGGGCAAACAACAGAAGAUGGGGGUCUUAAGCAUAGAUAAACUAUUGUUAGAUUGUGAAACAAAACCUUUAGUGCACAGGUCAAAAAUAGCAGUGUUUUAUAUAAAUAUUUAAAGUAAAUAAAUUUUGUGAGUGUUUUUAGAGAACCUUUACUACACUUCUGUUGGUUCCUCUCAGCCAUUUUUUGGUUGGUGUUUCUUUGAAGUUUUGUUGCCUGUGCUUUAUGUGCACCCUCACUGAGAGCUUCCCACACGCUACAACAGCAGGACUUUGCCUUUGGAGGGUGAACUGGAAGUCAGCGGUAAAAUAGCACCUUUCACUGAAGAAUCCCAGUGCUAUUUAACAGCAAGGGAAAGACUAAUACUUCAGCUGAUCCCUGAAAUGAAUAUAGUGCUUAAUAUGUUUACUCUUCUAAAUCACCUGGGUAGGGACUCAGUGUUUUGGACACGCAGCUCCAGAUAUUUCAGGGGCAGUGUUCCCUGAUUAGGCAGGCAGGAACAGAAGAGGAAGGCUUCCUACAAACUAGUUCCAUGGCAGGUUGGAGGUCACACCCUGUCUUGGACAGGGGCUGGUAGUUGACACUUAAGGACGAAGUAUGAAUGCAUCUAGAAGAGGGUGCUCAGCCCCUCUAGCGCACCUGGCACCCAGUCCUUUAGGGCCUUCCUGAGGCAAAAGUUCUAUCCUGCUCACUGUGCUUAAUAACUACUGAUGGAUCCAUCUUCCAUGAAUCACAUUAUCUUUUCUUUAGAACCCAUUUAUUCCUCUGGCCUUUGCAAUGUCCAGUGUUGGUAAGUUCCACAACUUAAUUAUACAUUACAUCUAUAAGAACUUCCUUUUUGUGUAUGUUAAAUAAAAGUAUUUUCUUGCUGCUAGUUGGUCUUUAAAAGAAAACAAUUCUUCAGUGCCAGAAACACUGUUAAUAAGAUGUUUAUCCUGUUGCGAUUGCUCCAUAUGGAAAAUAUGUUUUCCUCAUUAGUAAAGUACCUUUCUUUGGCUAUUUUACAAAGGAAAAAAGUUUACACAUGCAGAUGACUGUAAUAUUCCCAUAUGUAAUUGUGUGGGACAGGUGUUAAAUGAAAUAACAUGUUUAAGUAAGUUUUAUGUCACUGGAUUUUACUGUCCUGUUUUACUUCAGUAUUUUGAUGCUUCCUGUUUUAUUUGCUCUGUAAUUCUGUACAUGACAGUUUAGCACAGAACAGUGAUCUGAAUCUCAUAACCUCAUUGUAUGUACACAUUUUGUAGAGAAAUGAGACAUCAGUUAUAUGCCCUUCCUGCCCCCCACUCCCUCCUGUUAGGGCUGAAUGGCAGAACUAUUCUAUGCUAUUGAAGGCCUUUAAAAAAAAUCUAUGCAUGCUAUUUUAUAUCCUAAUGUAUUAUUCAUAUCAGUUCAUAAGCUUAUGCUUGUCAGUUUUAUCUUGUGUAUAGAACUGAUUACUUUUGACAGUAUUUUUGCACUGUUUCUUUUCUUUCUCUUUAUAAAAAAUUCUAUUCAGCAUUAAUUGACAGCAAUAAUUUUUUACCCCUUUCACUGCCUUUGUGUAAAUAGUUUCUUAUAUGCUUUUGCAAAUAUGAGAAUGUCUUCAGUCACUAAGGUUUUUUUGGUAAGGCUGUCCUUCAUAUUCACACUAUACAAUAAACCAUUUUUUUUCAAGGAAAA
Molecule: messenger RNA, 10898 nt
Organism: Harpia harpyja (harpy eagle)
Lineage: Eukaryota; Metazoa; Chordata; Aves; Accipitriformes; Accipitridae
Gene: PTPN14
Product: protein tyrosine phosphatase non-receptor type 14
Exons: 19
Coding region: 473-4048 (1191 amino acids)
Biological process (GO): protein dephosphorylation; lymphangiogenesis
Cellular component (GO): cytoskeleton
Molecular function (GO): protein tyrosine phosphatase activity
Source: RefSeq, a predicted model, not a curated record